Messenger RNA from Daucus carota subsp. sativus, 3671 nucleotides. RefSeq names its product sister chromatid cohesion protein PDS5 homolog C. The transcript is spliced from 14 exons. Lineage: Eukaryota; Viridiplantae; Streptophyta; Magnoliopsida; Apiales; Apiaceae. Gene Ontology annotation, biological process: mitotic sister chromatid cohesion; DNA repair. Bases 204 to 3332 code for a protein of 1042 amino acids. Gene Ontology annotation, cellular component: chromatin; nucleus. The record is from RefSeq and is a predicted model, not a curated record.
AUUUCACUUCGACAAAUACACACACACAUGUAAUGUGAGAGCAAGACUCGAGACUUACUGUCACUCACUGCACUAAAAAAUCCCCAAUUUCAUCCCUCUGAUUUUCUAGGGUUUUCGAACCUGCUUCAAUCUCGUGUUCGUAUGGUCUCUGAAUUCAAGUUACAGAUCUCCACAAUUUCACAAUUAGAGUCCGUAAAUUAUUCAUGGAGAAACAGCUCGUAGAGAGGCUUCGAGACGCUGGCAACAGGCUCCACCACUUUCCGUCUCAAGUCGAUCAGCUUCUGUCUCUUCUCGAUCAAGUUGAGAAUCUUCUAGAAAAGGUAGAUCAGUCCCCUUCAACACAAAUUCAAAAUGCCUAUUCGAAAAUAACGAAAGCUUUGCUGGCCGAACCCCUUAUAAGGCACGCGGAUGCUGAUGUUCAAGUUUCAGUUGCAUCUUGCAUCAGUGAGAUAACUAGGAUCACAGCACCAGAAGCCCCAUACGAUGAUGACAAGAUGAAGGAAGUAUUUCAGCUGAUUGUAUCAUCAUUUGCGGAUUUGUAUGACAUGUCCAGCCGAUCGUAUGACAAGCGUGCAUCCAUUCUUGAAACUGUUGCCAAGAUCAGGUCAUGUGUUGUAAUGCUAGAUCUGGAAUGUGAUGGGCUGAUCAUUGAGAUGUUCAAGCACUUCCUCAGGUCAAUAAGGGACGACCAUCCAAAAAAUAUCUUCGAAUCCAUGGAAACAAUAAUGACUGUUGUACUGGAAGAAAGUGAAGAUGUUUCCGUAGAACUCUUGAUGCCCAUACUGGCUAUUUUGAAAAGGGGAAAUGAGGAAAAUUCAUCUGUUGCCUGUAAGUUGGGGGAAAGUGUGUUUGCAAAGUGUGCAGUCAAGCUUAAGCCUUUUCUAAAACAAGCUGUGAAAUCCUCGGGUCUUUCUUUAGAAGAUUACAGUCAAAUUGUUACUACAAUAUGCAAUGGAUCAAAUGGUGAAGUUGUGCAUGAAGAAGGCAAUAUUGUUGCAGAGCAGUUGGUUGAGGAGAGCAGAAUGACCACAUCUUCUGAUGGGAUGCCCCAGGAUGCAAAAGAGCUUGUUCCAGAACAUGCUUGUGAAGAGGUUCCAUUGAAGCACGAUGAUAAUAGUCUCAGUACCGAGCCUUUGAAUACUAACAUAAACAAAGAGGACAAGGAUGAUAUAGAUACUGUGAACUUGGGUGAAGUAGAUAAUAAGCAAGAAAGAACUGAAAAGAAAAGAGGAAGAAAACCUUGCUCUCCAAAACCUUCUGAACCUUCGCGUAUUGGUUGUGACAUAGAAACUGAGAUUAUUUGUCAGAAAGCAAGUGACAAAGCUAAUAGCUCGCCAAGCCAUAACCAGGAUGUCCCUAUUUCAUUGGAUAAGGAUGCACGUGCUUCUCCAGACAAAGAAGAGCUGCCAUUUUCUCCACCUGAAAUGUUGGACAGUAAAGUUAAGGUCUCUUUGUCCCCAAGCAAAAGUCUUUCCAAAGAGAGUUCUCGAAAGAAGGUUGGUGUGUCGAAGGAGAAAGAUACUUUGGCUCAAGAGCUUGCAUCAGUGGAUUCUGCUCUUAAAAAGGCAAUUGAUGGAACAAGUAGUACGGAAGGUAAACUGGAUUCUGCUCUUAAAAAGGUAAUUGAUGGAACAAGUAGUACGGAAGGUAAACUGAAAACAAAUGUUGAAAAGAAGAAACUUAGUUUGGCUCUGGAAGAUGCGCUGUCAAUGGACAGUGCUCCGGAAGAGGCAGCUGAGGUUAACAGUGACUCGGAAAUUAAGCCCCAAAAGCAAUCUGGAAAGAGGGAAAACUUUGUUCAAGAACAUCAGUCGGGUAACAAUCUAUUUUCUGAUACUGCAGCAACUGCAGAUGGGGGUAGUGAUUUGGACAUUGAAGCUAAAGGGCUUCCCAGGAAGAAUGGAGGGGAUUCAGACCAAGAAGAUGAACAUCCUGAAGGUCUUAUUUCCCCAUCUGGCGGAAGUAAUGAUUCAGAAAAGGUCUCUGGUAAGAAAAAAGUAAACCUAGCUCAAGAAGACGAAGAACCUGUUUCGCAGAAGGUAGAUGAUAAAAUUCGUGAUUUUAAGCGAUCUGGAAAGAAAGCCAUUCGUACCAAGAAGGCAACUUCUCGUGUUAAGAAGGGCAAUAUGCUCAAGAGAAGAGGCACAUCCAAAACGGAUACCAAGGAUGAUAGUGACAAAGAGGAAGAGUUGGCACUGUCUGCCAGUGAGGGGGAUGAAAGAGACUCAGAGGCGAAGCCUUUGGUGCAAUCAGGUAAGGAGGUAACAAGCGGACGCAGGGGACGACCCCCGAAGAAGUCCAUUAAGGUGAUUGUGUCGGAGACCGAUGAGGAUGGAAGUGACUCAGACACAAAGGUAUCGCUGCAUUCAGAUAAGGAGAAAACAAGCAAACCCGUGGGACAAUCUCUGAAAAAUUCAGGCAAGGGGAAUGUGUCAGAGGCGAAGCUACCAGGUAAGAAGGAGAACAAAACCAACAUGGAUAAAGAUUCUCGGAAAAAGGAUGCUACCAAAAGGACUGUGCUUGAUAAGAAUAAACAAGAGAAAAUUUUGUCGCAGUCCCAGACUAAGGGUAUGGUAACAUCCCCAAAGUCCACGAGAAAGCCUCUUAUAGAAAAUGAUCCUAGAGAGAAUUCAAAACGGAAGCUGACACCUGGUGACUAUAAGGGUUCCGGUGAUAUAGAGUAUGGAGAGAACCUGGUUGGUGCCAGGGUCAAAGUGUGGUGGCCUGAUGAUAAACAGUACUAUGAAGGUAUCAUAGAGUCAUUUGAUGUUAGGAGGAAGAAACACAAGGUUUCAUAUACUGACGGAGAUGAAGAAGUGCUAGUUCUGCAAAAGGAGAAGUGGGAAUUUGUUGAUGAUGGAACAGUGCAGGAGGAAGGAGAUAAGGAUUCGAAUCCUAGUUCUUCUGCAAAAUCUCGUAGUUGGAAAAGAGCUAGGAGGAAUCCUGAGCAACUGGAGCAAAAACAAAUGGAUGUAUCACCUCAAAGAGGUGGCACUGCUGCUACAAACAAGUUAAAGGGCACAGCUACUAAAUCUAGUCAGAAACAUGACGCCAAAGCAAAAGACAAAACAUUUAAGAUCACUGCUAGUUCCGAAGAAGAUGAGGAAAGUGAAGAUGACUCUAUGGAUAGGACACACCAAAGUGGCAACACUUCAAGUGGCACGCGGAAGGUGAAGUCUAGUUUGUCCAAGCUUAAAGAAAGCAAUACAUCGAAGGGAAAGUCAUCUGGCUCUAGCAAAACACCAGAAACUGCCAAAGCGAAGUCAGCUGGAACACCCAAAGCUGGAAAAAGUGGGGGGAGGAGUGGGAAGAAGCGGAGAAGAGGAUAUUGAGCAUUGAGGCUGGUGCAGCUAUUGUAUAAUCUAGUAUGUUUUAUAUUAUACAGAAGGGAUUCUGACUAGGGGUUGCGCAUCACUAUCGCUAUCUGUAUCUUAUUUUGAAUGAGGAUGUACUCAUAGUUUGGUUGUCGAUGUAGGAUUAUGAUAGUCGAUACAUUCUGGGAUAUAUGUAUCUUUAAUAUUUAAAUACUUUUGGAUUAGGAAAAUUAUAGGUAGGGUGCAGCAGAAACUGAGAAUAGCUGUUUUGUUUUUUAAAUUUAGAGACAUGUUGAACUUUUAGUUAAAUAACUUUUAGUUAGCUAGGGAACUUUCUGAGUGUUGGUUUUGGUUUUA